This is a messenger RNA of Emericellopsis cladophorae, 1377 nucleotides long. RefSeq lists its product as uncharacterized. Gene Ontology annotation, molecular function: metal ion binding. Bases 1 to 1377 code for a protein of 458 amino acids. NCBI's taxonomy places the organism in Eukaryota, Fungi, Ascomycota, Sordariomycetes, Hypocreales, Bionectriaceae. The record is from RefSeq and is a predicted model, not a curated record. The transcript is spliced from 5 exons.
AUGGCUCAGGACAAUGGCAUGGCUCGUUUCAUCGAACGCUUCAAGGCCAUGCAGGCCCAGCGCGAGACAUCGGAUACUUUAAUCAAGGACGUCCUGAUGUACUGCGAUGAGUUGCAGAGAACGCUGGGUGCGGAGAACCAGCGUCUGAGCCAGCUGGUCGAGGAGACAAAGCUCGAUUUCACUGACGCUGUCCGCUCCGGCUAUGAACUACAGAAACAGGUUGAAGCAUGUCAAAAGACAAUCCGCCAAAAAGACUAUUACCAGUUUGACGAAUCCUAUGUCCGACAAGGCCUCGAGGGCGGCAAGAAGGCAGCGUACGCGCUGCGCAACGCCGUGGCGCAGCAGUGUGAAACGUAUGCCGGCGAGAUGGAGAUUUCCGCCAAAGUCGUCGCCAACAUCCAAGGGCUGGGGCGCGCCAUGGUCCGCGAUGGCUCCAUUUAUAACGAGAGGGAGUUUAAGGACUUCACACUGGGCUUCUCCCAGGCCAAGGCGGCCUUUGACUUUGUGGACAUCGGCCAUGGCAAGGAGCGCGCUGACGCCAAAAUAAGAGUCCUGGCCGACGACUAUACCCGGCGGCGUGUCAGCAUCCUCGAGGGUGUGCCGACGGUUCCCGCUCUGGUUGCUACAAACGUCAAUAUCUUCCGAAUGGACAAUGAACUAUUUCGCACGCGCAAAUUAGGUGAUCGAGGGACCCUCGCUAUAGAAUACAGUGCUUCGUCGGUGGGCAUCUCGCCGCGGACUGCGUCGGCCACGACAAUUCCGACGCCGCCUCCGCAAGCCUCCCAGCAGGACGAGUCAGCUGCGUAUCCAAGCUUGUCCAAGGACACACCCAAGGUCUCGCCGACGGCGUCCUGGGCAGGGUUGGCGAGCAAGCCACGCGCUGCGAGCCCGCCCCCCAAGAUCACGCUGCCGCUCGCCGCACGUUCAGUCAACAUUGGCAGCAAGAACAAGGCGGCCGCGGCGAAGCAAAGUAAAAAAAAGAUGGAGUUGGAGGCCCCCGACUGGAAUCUCGGUCCGCGUGGCAUGGACGACCCCAUCCACCCCAAUCUGGUUGUGCUCGAGGAGGUGAAGAAACGCAAGGACACUGACAAAUUAUGCAACAACCACUUUCUACGUGGACCAUGCGCAAAGCAGGACGUGUGCGUAUUUGUGCACGACUACAAUCCCACAGACGACGAACUCGAUGCAAUUGCUUAUCUUACGAGGCUGAACCCUUGCACGCGUGGUCAGGACUGCGACAACUGGGACUGUAUAUACGGACAUCACUGCGCGAGCAUGAAGGGCAAUGUUUGCACGCAUCCUUACUGCAAAUUCCCUGUUGAUGCGCAUCCGCCGAAUACCAAGUUUAAGAACCCCCAUAUUGACAAGAACAAUUAG